Messenger RNA from Panicum virgatum (switchgrass), 1409 nucleotides. Its product is annotated as nudix hydrolase 8-like. The record is from RefSeq and is a predicted model, not a curated record. The transcript has 9 exons. NCBI's taxonomy places the organism in Eukaryota, Viridiplantae, Streptophyta, Magnoliopsida, Poales, Poaceae. The coding region runs from base 132 to 1208 and encodes 358 amino acids. Gene Ontology annotation, molecular function: NAD binding; ADP-ribose diphosphatase activity; NADH pyrophosphatase activity.
GUCGCCUCCUGAAUCUCGUACCAGCCAGUCCAUGUCCAGCCCACCAGAUCGAUCGGAGCACACGGCGGUUAGCGGACAGUAGGCCGGUUGCACGUCUGUCAGUGGCUCUCGCUCGCAUCUGGGUGGGAUCGAUGGAGGGCAGCCUGCUUGUAGAUUCCGCCGCGGCGAACCUGGGCGCCACGACGGCGGCGCGCCGCCGCCGCGCGGCAGGCCGGAGCGGUGCGAGGUUCUUGAGCUGUCCUUGCUUCUCAUCCAGAGAUGCGCCGGCGACGGGGGCCUGGGCGUCCUACUACUCGGCUUGUUGUGAGAUGCUGAGGACGGUGAAGUCGGUGUCGCGAGUGAACGGGUGGAAGAACGGCAAUGGCCACGGGUGGGCGACGGCGCGGGAGGAGAGCGCCGUCCUGGAGGCCCUGGAGGACGAGUACGGCGGAAUGGUUGUCGACGCCGACCACCUGCCGUCCGGCACGGGCGAGUUCGCGCGGUCCCUGGCGGCGUCGCUCUCCUACUGGAAGUCGGCGGGCAAGAAGGGGGUGUGGCUGAAAUUACCGCUGGAUCGCUCCGAGUUCAUUCCACUAGCACUAAAAGAAGGCUUGAGGUACCACCACGCAGAGGAGACGUAUCUGAUGCUAACGUACUGGAUCCCUGAUGAGCCCUGCUUGCUCCCGGCGAAUGCCUCUCACCAGGUUGGAGUCGGGGGCUUUGUGAUCAACGACCAAAUGGAGGUUCUUGUGGUGCAAGAGAAGUAUUCUGCUUCAACGUGGCUUGGUGCUUGGAAACUCCCAACGGGAUUCAUCCAUGCGUCGGAGGAGAUUUUUACAGGAGCUGUCAGAGAGGUCAAGGAGGAGACUGGGAUUGACACUGAGUUUAUGGAACUGAUUGCUUUCAGACAUGCGCAUAACGUGGCGUUCCAAAAGUCGGACCUGUUCUUCAUCUGCCUGCUGAGACCGCUAUCCAACGAAAUCAAGAUCGACGAAGCGGAAAUUCAAGCAGCAAAGUGGAUGCCGCUCCGGGAGUUCAUGGAGCAGCCGUUCAUCCAGGAGGACCACAUGUUCCGGAAGAUCUCCGACAUCUGCGUGCAGCGCCUCCGGAGGCGCUACUGCGGGCUGACGGCGCACCACGUGGUCUCCAAGUUCGACGGCGGGGCGUCCACCUUGUACUACAGCGUCGCCGAGCCCGAGCGCGGAGACCUGAGCUGCGGCAUCGCCUGACCCUGACGGAUCACUGGCUGCUUCUGCUUCAUUUUGCCAUAGAAGAGAUAUUCAGGGUGUGAUGUGACUCCAAUUGCCCAAAAUUUUCCUGUGCGAUGCUCCGGCAUGAGGCGCCUCACCAGGGUCGCGAUCUGUAUGUACCUCAGUACCUGCGCAGGCACAAGGAUUCAUCAGUGCUGCCGCUUUGACUGUUGGUUUGCA